AUGUUCGAAUUCCUUCGAGACAAGAAGGAUGGGUCGAGUGAAGUCCCUGCCUCUAGAUUCAACGUGGACGGUUUCUACAAUGCUGCAGAAUUUCCGUAUUCGAUGAGGACACGCAGAGCAUACUUUCUGAGUGAUGACAUCGCGAUGAUGGAUGCAACCUUCUUCGGCACCUCGGAGUUGGAGGCUUCGGGAGCAGAUCCUCGAGCAAGGCUUCUCUUAGAAGUCGUCUACGAAUGCCUGGAGAACGCCGGAGAAAUUGACUACCGCGGAAAGAAUAUCGGCUGUUACGUCGGAGCGUGGGGGGUGGAUUGGUGUGAAUUGACCCUGAAAGACGGACAGCAGCGCAAUCCACUUUUAGGAGCUGCUGCGGGCAGUUUCUUCAUCUCGAGUUAUAUUGCGUGGAAUCUAGAUCUCCAUGGACCGAGCAUGACUAUUGAGACUGCCUGCUCUUCCUCCAUGGUUGCCUUACACGAAGCGUGCCAGGCCAUAUACUCCGGAGAGUGCACAUCAGCAGUCGUCGGCGCCGCUAAUUUGAUACUUACUCCUACAUUGCACAUGAACCUGGCUUCAAGCGGCGUUCUAUCUACAUCAGGCCUCUGCAAAACAUUUGACACUACUGCGGACGGGUUUGGACGUGGAGAGGCAGUUAACGCCAUUUUCAUCAAGCGGUUGGACGAUGCUAUACGUGAUGGGGAUGUUGUUCGGGCGGUCAUUAGAGCAACCUCGGUCAACAACGACGGACGAACCGCGUUACUGACAACUCCUUCUGCCGAUGCACAGGAAGAGCUCAUUCGAGCUGCGUAUGCCAAGGCUGGCAUUGAGGAUAUCGAGAGCACUGCAUAUUUUGAAUGUCACGGUACAGGGACACAGGCCGGCGACACGACGGAAACCUCGGUCGUCACAAGGGUAUUUCCACAGGGUAUUUACUUGGGAUCGGCAAAACCUAACUUUGGCCAUUCUGAAGGGGCGUCAGGGAUCACCAGUAUGAUCAAGGCAGUAAUCUCGCUGGAAAACAAGGUUCUUUUACCUCACAUUCACAUGAAUGAACCCAAUCCCAAGAUCCCAUUUGAAAGUUCAAACUUGAUUGUUCCUCAGGAAUCCACCUCCUGGCCAGAAGGGAGAAAGGAGAGGAUCAGUGUCAACAAUUUCGGGGUGGGAGGAACAAACGUCCACGUGAUUUUGGACUCUGCAUCCGCUCUAAGUCUGAACCAAAAGGACGAAAGCGUGUCGAAUACUCUGCCACAUCCUCGGAUAUUAGUUGUGUCUGCCAAUAGCGAAAAGGCUCUUUCCCAACGGACGGAAAGUAUCAAGGUUUACUUGGACAAGAACCCGCAGUGCCUAGGAGACCUUGCCUUUACUCUAGGGAAGCGACGAGAACACCUGACCUACAGAGCCUUUGCUCUUGCAUCGGAGGGACAAGCGGUUGGACCAUUCAAUGUUGGCUCGGCUGGCUGCGAGGUCGCCCCUGACGUUACUUUUGUCUUCACCGGACAAGGAGCACAGUGGCCUGCGAUGGGAAAGGCAUUGAUUGAUUCCAAUGAGAUAUUUCGUGCGACUAUUCAGCGACUUGAUCAGGCACUCCAGAGACUUAGCAGCCCUCCGACAUGGACACUGGAAGGUCUCCUACAUACGGAUGGUAAUCGUGAGCAGCUUGACCGAGCGGAGUUUGCACAACCACUUUGCUGCGCUCUUCAAAUAGGUCUUGUUGAUCUACUUGCACAUUGGGGAAUCGCUCCGACAUCGGUGAUCGGACACUCAAGCGGUGAGAUAGCUGCAGCGUAUGCCGCUGGAGGGCUUACAGCUGAGGCUGCGAUCAUGGUGGCCUAUCACCGAGGAGAUUCACUCAGAAAAAUCCAAAGACGGGGCGGUAUGGCGGCUGUCGGACGUGGUCGGGAGGCGUUGACACCCUAUCUCAAGGAUGGCGUUCUUGUUGCAUGCGAAAACAGCCACCAGAGCGUUACCCUGUCCGGUGACUACGACGAAAUCACUCAGAUUAUCGAUAAAAUCAAGGAGGACGACCCGGACACGCUGUGUCGUCUGCUUCGCGUUGACAAGGCGUACCAUUCACACCACAUGUGGGACGCCGCGGACAGCUACGAGGCUGCGCUUCAGGCACUCUGGGUGAAGGGCUCCUCGUCAAUGAUUCCCCUUUUCUCGACGGUAAACGGGACUCAAAUAACCGAUCCCGCUCUGCUGAGCGCCCGCUAUUGGCGCCAGAACCUGGAGUGUCCUGUUCUUUUCUUGACCGGGGUUCGAGCGCUGCUCGAAUCGGACGAAGAAGAGAAAUCCCGGAUAUUUGUAGAGAUCGGGCCUCAUUCGGCAUUAUCCGGACCCUUGAGGCAAAUCCUCGCAGAUCAUCCGCGUGGCAGAUCCUCUACGUACAUACCAUCGUUGGUGCGAGGAGAAGACCCCAGAACCUCAUUGCUCUACACCACUGGUACUCUGUACAACUUCGGUAUACCUGUGGACCUUCAUAUUAUCAAUGGGGAAGGCAGUCUUCUUGUGGAUCUGCCUCCGUAUCCGUGGCAGCAUGAUACGAGAUACUGGAACCAGGGUCCUGCGGUGGAGUCCUGGAGACUGCGUCAAUACCCGCAUCACGAGUUAUUGGGGUCUCGGGUUCUGGGCUCAACGGACGCAGAACCCUCAUGGCGCAAUGUUUUGGCGCUUGAUGAUGCUCCUUGGCUUUAUGGGCACAGAGUGAUGGGGAAAUCAUUGUUCCCGGGCGCGGGGUAUGUCGCGAUGGCUGGAGAGGCGGUUCAGCAAAUUUCAACGCCUCUAGCCCAAGCGUAUCAGGUUAGUCAUCUGCUUCUCAGACACGCCCUUUUCAUGGAUAGCAACGAGUGUGUGGAGCUCAUUACCAACUUGAGGCCUGUUCGUAUCUCGGAUAUUGAGGAUUCGCGAUGGUACGAGUUCUCAAUUACGUGUGUGCAAGGCGGAGAAACAACACGGCUCUGUACAGGUCAAAUCAGGACUGUCCCAGAGUCGGCUUUUCCUGAGAUGCCUCUCCCACCUAGUACACACCCGACGAGGGCAGUCGACGCAGCCACUUGGUACAAAGCACUGCGGACGAUUGGAAUGGACUAUUCGCGGGAAUUCCGUGGCCUCGAUGAGGUGUACGCAGACCCUGUACGAUGCGAGGCCAUCGCUACGCUCAAAACCGCAGAAGUAUCCGCAAGUCGGUAUGUCAUGCAUCCAACGACCAUAGAUCGAUGCUUACAGGUGAUGUCUGUUGCGAUCUUUCGGGGGCUCACCCGUAAUAUCAAUAUUCGAUGCCUUCCAAUUCUGCUCGAGGAUGUCUUUGUUGGCCCGGAGCCAGCUGAAUUGCGUAUUCAUGCCCAAGCAGAACCACGGCAGGGCAAUUUCCUUAACGGACAGCUCGAUGCCAUGUCAGAUGGAACGAUUAAACUUUCGGUCAAAGGUGCACGACUACACAUUUUCGCUGACGAUAGCUCUCUGGAGCAAGAGACGGACUUUGCCGCGAGAAGCGUCUGGAUGCCUCAUCUCGAUUUUAUACCUGCCUCGGUCAUGGAUAGAUCACCUCUGGAAACGUUCCCAGAAAAGGAGCUUUUCAAGCGGGUAGUUGAUCUAUACAUAACAGAGACGGCGUCCCUCGCCCUCCAUAUGGACCCUGUCGAUGACCAUCUCAAGAAAUACAAAGCCUGGCUGGCUGGCCAACACACCAGGAUACGGAAUGAAAAGCCCUGGCGUUUUGCGGAUGUGGGAUACGCCAAAGUCUGCCCGUUCGACUCGUCGGACAGCGGAAAUAUGAUCGAAUGGGCGGAAAAGGAGAUUGACCGCGGGAACUACUCCACGUUGCUUCCAGCAUCUGCCUGCAUGCGGCGAAUAAUGAAGAACAUCACCGAGAUCUUUGCGGGAACACGCAAGCCGCUAUCAGUCUUGAUGGAGGAUGACGUAUUGAGGAAUCUGUAUGAUUCUCUCCUGGCCCUCGAUAACUGUGCUCAUUUCUUCGGUCCAUUGGGCCACUCGAAUCCGAGACUCAGGGUCCUCGAGGUUGGGGCUGGUACGGGUGGCGGCACGGCUACGUUUUUGAACUACCUGCACUUGCCAGAUGGCAGCCGCCUGUACUCGCAAUAUACCUUUACCGACAUCUCUGCAGGGUUCUUGACAGCUGCCAAGGAGAGGUUUGCGUGGAGGGAUGCCAUGGAAUAUGCAGUUCUGGAUAUCACGAAAGAUCCCGCCGAGCAAGGGUUCAAACUACAGAGUUAUGAUUUGAUCCUUGCUUCUAACGUCAUUCACGCUACGCCGAAGCUUAGUCGGUCGUUAGCCAAUAUAAGGUCUCUCCUGGCUCCGGGUGGACGUUUGUUUCUUCAGGAGCUGUGUGGAGAACGAAGAGAGGCAGAGUACAUAUUCGGCUUACUGCCGGGCUGGUGGGUUGGCGAGAAUGACCGGCGCUCUGAGAGGCCUUAUGUGUCUGUUGAGCGCUGGAAGGAGGAGCUAAAAGUUGCGGGCUUUGACGACGUCGUCUUCACGAUUUAUGACCAGCGUGGCAUGAUUGUAAGCCUGGUAGUGAAAGCUCCAGGACCCGCCGACCUAACACGCAGUGUAAAUUUCCUCGUCCCCGAGAAACACUCCCAGUGGGUCGUGGAUGUCCAAAAUUAUUUCGAGCAGGAGGGGUAUCAGGUGAAUGUGUGUUCUUUAAGCCAGGCACCGUCGUUGGAGGGCAAUAUCAUCUCGCUUUUGGACGCAACCGGCGCCUUUCUCUACGAUCUUGACCCAGAAGAGUUCCAACUGUUAAAGGACUGCAUCCGAGGACCUAACGUGAAGCACGUACUCUGGGUCACCAAGUCAUCGCAGAUAACCUGCAAAGAUCCCCGCCAUGGGCUGACACAGGGGUUUAUAAGGGCUUUUCAUGGAGAAUCUUGUGUCAAUGGCGCAAGCGCCGCGACUUUCGAAAUCGAAAAUUUUGACACACAGGAGAUUCCUCACUUGUUGAAGGUUUACCAACAGGCUUGCUGUACGGACCCAUCUGGAGAGCCGAAGCGAGAUGAGUACGCUCUUCACAAAGGGAUGGUACAUGUAGGGAGAUUUCACUCGACAACAAUCGAUAGAGAGCUGCGGACACCAGCAGAUCACGACUCUCCGAGAAGGCUCGGUCUCGAGACCCCAGGGCUCCUAGACUCCUUCUUCUGGAGAGAGGAUGUUCCUUCUUCUCCUGGAGCGGCAGAAGUUCGCCUGCAGGUGAAAUACGUGGGGCUGAACUUCAAGGACAUUAUCACCGCCCUUGGACUGAUCGCGUCACCAGAUCAGCUUGGGCUAGAAGGCACCGGAGUAGUGGAGUCAGUGGGCACUGGCGUGUCUCAUGUCCGGCCUGGAGACAAGGUAGUGUUCUUUGGGCCAGGCUCCUUCGCAACCCAUCUUACCAUGCCUGCUAUUCAAGUCCAUCAUCUUCCAGAUGGUUGGUCGCUUGAAGAAGGGGCGACAUCUCCGGUUGUUGCGAUAACCGCCGGCCAGUGCCUAUUAAACUUUGUGAAAUUACAGCAUGGUCAGACUGUUCUGAUCCAUUCUGCAUGCGGUGGUGUUGGUCUAGCAGCCAUUAGGAUAUGCAGAGUCAUAGGAGCCGAGAUCUAUGCCACCGUAGGAAACGAAGAAAAGGUUCAGCAUUUGAUGGAAACGUUCGGCAUACCGCGCUCACGCAUCUUCAAUUCGCGAGAUGCCUCAUUCUACGAUGACUUGAUGCGGGAGACGCGAGGCCGAGGAGUCGACUAUGUCUUGAGCUCUCUUGGUGGGGAGCUGCUUCGGACAUCGUGGAAAUGUGUGGCCCCUGGGGGGACAAUGUUCGAUAUCAGCCGACGAGAUGUCCUGGCCGAUGCCAUGCUUCCGAUGAAGUACUUCAAGGACCGCAAGUCGUUUAUUACAUUAGAUCUUGCGGAGUAUAUGGAUGGCACCAGCCGGGACCUACCUAAUUUCAACGAAAGCGUGAAGCAGGGGCUUUUCGGGCCUAUCACUCCAGUAACCUGCUAUGACGCUUCGGAAAUUUCUGCGGCCUUUCGACACAUGCAGACAGGUCAGCACAUGGGAAAGAUUGUUGUGCGGAUGCCGGAUUCCCCGGGAGAUCUUGCUGCAAGAGAGACUCGGACAGAGGUGAGAUUCUCGCCAGAUCAUGCAUAUCUGCUUUCCGGCGGCGUGGGCGGGUUGGGGCGUGCCAUCUCGCAUUGGAUGGUAGAGAAGGGUGCUCGUUGUUUGGUUUAUCUGUCACCCAGCGCAGGUGUAUCCGACGCACACCCAUCGUUCGCAGCGGAGCUCAAGUGUCAAGGAUGCGAAGCGAUAUUUGUUCCGGGAAGUGCAGCAAAACUCGCUGAUGUCCAGAAGGCCAUCUCCUUGAGCCCGAAGCCGAUCAAAGGAGUAUUUCAGCUUGCUCUCGCCUUGCAAGACCGAACGCUUGAACGCAUGGCCUAUGAAGACUGGAGAGUGCCUCUGAUACCCAAGGUCAAUGGCUCGUGGAACCUGCACCAAGCCCUCGAGGCUACCCCACUGGACUUUUUCGUCAUGUACGGAUCUGUUGCAGGUGCGUUUGGGAUGGCUGGGCAGUCCAACUACGCGGCGGGCAAUACAUAUCUUACGUCUCUUGCGAGGUAUCGACGGUCUCUUGGGUUUCCCGCUUCGGUUCUGGAUCUCGGCCCUGUUGCGGACAUUGGCUUUGUCGCGCGUAAUAUGGAGCUGAUGAAUAAGUACACCGGCCAAUUGGAAUGGCGAUUCAUUCAAGAACAAGAACUGCUGGAUGCGACCGAAGUCUUGAUUGACCGAUCGCUGUCACCCCGCAAGCCGCCAGCUGGGCCGGAGGGAAGGCUUUCCGACCCCCAUUAUCUCGCACUGGGGAUAGCAACUACAUCGGCACCCUGGCUUACCAAGCGCGGCGAUAGCCGCCUCUUGAUCCUUCUCAACCGCGCAGAGAAGGAGCAGAAGAGCGCUCCAAGCCCCGACGAUGUGGGCGACUUUAUCGUGCAAGUCGAGGCCAACCCGGGAAUCCUCGGCGAUCCAUCGACUGAGGAGUUCCUCAUUGAGAAAGUCGGAACGAUGAUGAAAUCGCCGACGCAGAACGCUGCGACAAAAAAGGUCGAUCUGAAGGCUCUUUCCAAUAUCGCGAUUGACUCGCUGGUCGCUAUUGAGGCGCGAGCGUGGGCGAGGAAGCAGCUUGGGGUGCAGAUCAGCUUGUCGGACAUUACUGCGGCAGGGACCGUGAAGGGGCUGGUGAAUUUGGCUAUUGGGGAGCUGAAGAAGCGGCAUCAGAUAGCGUAGAUAGUUGAUUAGUAUCAACCUGAUGUGGGGAAAGUGCCCCCGCCCGCUGCACUGGGUUUUCCGACGGACGCGCGAUUCUUCCAC
Molecule: messenger RNA, 7341 nt
Organism: Aspergillus calidoustus
Lineage: Eukaryota; Fungi; Ascomycota; Eurotiomycetes; Eurotiales; Aspergillaceae
Source: the annotation of a GenBank genome assembly